Molecule: messenger RNA, 2409 nt
Organism: Nematostella vectensis (starlet sea anemone)
Lineage: Eukaryota; Metazoa; Cnidaria; Anthozoa; Actiniaria; Edwardsiidae
Product: transcription initiation factor TFIID subunit 3
Exons: 8
Coding region: 183-2306 (707 amino acids)
Cellular component (GO): transcription factor TFIID complex
Molecular function (GO): protein heterodimerization activity
Source: RefSeq, a predicted model, not a curated record
UCCCCAAACAGCGUCGGCCAUAUUUUUUUUCUUAUUUCAUAUCUUUGGGUUGAUUCGAACAAAGCGCUCUCAAAUACGCGCUAUUACCUGACCUUGAAUAUACUCUGAUGAAUCACGUUGUAUAAGUAACACAUCCUCCAGUCUGAUGUGAAGGUCUCUAGCCUUGGAAGGGUUCGUUAACCAUGACUGAGCGGUUUAACCAUUUCGCCCUGCGUGUGGCGGUCGCUCAGAUAUGCCAGUCCAUGGGCUGGGAUUCGCUCCACAAAUCAACCCACGACUUGCUCACAGACGUCAUGCAGAAAUACAUGGAGGAAAUUGCAAAGUCUGCACAUGCCUACUGCCAACUAUAUUGUCACACUGAACCAAACCUGGAUGACCUGGGACUAGCAUUCAGUGACACUGGAGUUUUGUUAAAUGAGCUUGAAGAUUAUGUGACUCAGGUAGACCAAGUUCAUUUUUUCCACCAGUUACCACGGUUUCCAAAGCCGAAGGCUUGCCUCCUCCAUCACCCGUGUAAUGGAGAGAUAGCUGAACGUGCUGAAUAUUACCAUGAGCACUUACCACCACUCAUCAAAGCCCUGCAGCCCACUGAAGAUGAAGGAGAAACGGGUCCAGCAGAAACAAUAGAUCCGGAAAAUGGCCAGGAACAACAAUUCUUGCGAAGUGAAAUUAAAACAGUUGCAGAAGAGACACACAAUGACCUUGUUGGUAACCUUACUGAGAAAAGGUCACUUGACAGCCCUUCUGAGGCUGAUACAGAAACCAAAAGGAGACGGCUAGAACAUGCUUUUCUUAGUAAGAAUAAUAAGGAAAAUGAGCUGGACAUUUUGCAAGCGCUUCAAGAAAAAAUCUCUCCAUCGCCAUCACCAUCACCAGACAUUUUACCCAUGGAUAUGGAUGAGAAAUCAGAAGGUGUCUUCAAGUUUACAGCAGGGCCCAUUCCACCAAAAGUCAAAUCAACACUUGUGAAGAAAUCUCCGGGAAAGACAGUCAAAGAAAAGAAAACAACAUCUAGCUUAUUGAAGUCUCCAGAUACUGGCGCUACUAUCAAACCAAAGGUUAAAAAGAGUCCAGCUAAAAAGAAGCAUCCAAAGAAAGCCGUGGCUGAAGCUUUAAAGAAUUCUAAGACAAAGUCUCCAUCAGCAACACCUUCCCCGAUAAGCUCACCCAUUAAAUCUCCGGUCACCUCUCCCAUUCUAUCCAAAGCCGCCCAACAAACAGCAAAAGAAUCUGCCUCGCCCAAGACACCCAAACAGACAAGUGUUAAAGUAGAGAGUCUAAAGUCUCCACCAAGCAAAAUACUAAGCCCAUCUAAAGAAAGCAGCAUUGAGCAAUUAUUGCCACUGGCGAGUGCCAUGGAAGAACCAGCUCCAACAAUGCCAAAACUGAUCUUCAAACCAGUUAAACAGGAGAAGGGUGCAGCCCCUGAAUAUUCAGUUGCACAAAUGGUGUCCCAUCUUGCUGAUCCUGAAGAGAAAAAGAAAGCAAAGAAACAUCCUGGUGAUCAUGCUGGACCAGCAUUAGGGGAGCCGAAAAAGAAGAAAAAGAAGAAGGGUACAAAUCAGGGUGGGACAUCUGUGUUCUCGAUAGCAAAUUUCCUGCCACCAAGCUGCUCCACCCCAGAACCUGGUCCAUCUAAUCCGUUAGGUGAUGAAGUUAUCAAGAAAAAGAAGAAGAAACACAAGGACAAGGAUAAAACUAAGGACAAGCACAAGACGAAAAAGGUAGAGACUCAAGAUAAGCACAAGAGGAAAAAGAUUAAACAAGAAAACAAGGAAUUUAUGCUUGACCCUCUCUCUAUACCUGGUAACAGUGGAAGCUCAAUCCCUCGUAUCAAGUUGAAGCUUGAGCCUCCCAGUACAACAGACAUGCUGGCUACCACAAAGGAGGCUAAACAGCCUACUGCUCAAAAAAUUGUGAUCCACACCAAUAAGGAACCCAAGAUCAAGAAGACCAGUAGUCAUGUCGGCUUGCCUGGGUCCACCAUGGGGACAUCACACCUUAAACAGGAGCCUGACUUGUCUACCGCCACAUCAAGCCAGGCAAAGGACAGCAUUGCCAGGACUGUUGUGACAGAGACACUCUCUUCAACAGUGCAAUUGUACUUCUGCCCCGCAUGUGGGUUUGCUGACGAUGGCAGCUUCAUGAUAGGUUGUGACAGCUGUGACAAGUGGUACCACGGUUCAUGUGUGGGUGUACUUGAUGAUCCUGGAGGGGACUGGUACUGUGUUCAUUGCACGGCAAAGAAAGCCAAGAAAAAGAAGAAGAAAAAAAGCAAAGUCAAGGAGAAGCUCAGGACAAUGUAAAUAAAUAUUGAUCGAAAACAAUUUGAUACUCAUAAGCGUGUACCCAUAUUGUGUAUGUAUGUAGAGCAACAGUUAAGAAAAGUAAAACAACUUGCUACUUCUA